Molecule: messenger RNA, 663 nt
Organism: Dermacentor albipictus
Lineage: Eukaryota; Metazoa; Arthropoda; Arachnida; Ixodida; Ixodidae
Source: RefSeq, a predicted model, not a curated record
UCUUUACAGGGCACUUAUUCUAUAGUGCUGAUGGCCGUGGCUGACAGCAACUUGAAGUUUGUUGCUGUCGAUGUCGGUGCAUAUGGCAGGCAGAGUGAUGGAGGCACACUGAGUGCUUCAAGAUUUGGAAAGUGCCUUGAAAAUGGCACCCUUGGCCUCCCUCCCAUACACGCUUUGCCCAACACAAGUACAUUAGCUCCUCAUGUUUUUGUGGGAGACGAGGCCUUCCAACUACGGCAAGACUUCUUGCGGCCUUAUUCGGGGAGGCAUCAGACUGAGGAGAAAAGGGUAUUUAACUACCGGCUCAGCAGGGCAAGGAGGUGUGUCGAGAACACGUUUGGCAUCAUGGUGUCAAGAUUUAGGGUAUUUCGUCGUCCGAUCAACCUAUUACCUGAAAACGUCGACUACGUGGUGAUGGCCUGCUGUGUCCUCCAUAAUUUUCUGCGAGAGGAUCCGGUUUACCAAUCCCGCAGCCACGAGGACGAGGCAACCAGUGGCCAGCAGCAUGCAAGUGAUGGUCAAGCGAUGUUUCCCUUGCAGCCACCUGUAGGCCACAACUGCAGCAGGUCUGCAGCUAGCGUAAGGGACAUGUUCUGUGAAUAUUUUAUGAGCCCACAGGGUGCUAUCCCGUGGCAGCGAGCAUAUGCUGGGCUACGACCAUGA